AGUAUAGUCUCCAAGCGGAUUAAAUAACAUUUUACAUAUCUGCAGGUAACGAUGCAUAUUUACUGCCCACAAUUGUGUUGACAGGAAUGAUGCCAAUCAAGUUCUACAGUUUGGUUUGGAUUGUUAUUCCGAAUCUGAUGACAUCACUGGGUCACCCACAACAUUCCGACAUUGAAAAAUGCAACAUUCACCACGAAGCCAAUGAAACAACAGUGGACUGUUCACGUCGUGGUUUCAACCGAGUUCCACGAGGAGUUCCACGAAACACAACAGUCCUUAAUCUGGGUACCAACAAUUUAUUAAACCUCAGGAAAGGAUCACUCCCUAACCUUCCUUCAUUACAUACACUGCUCGUGAAUGAUAACAACAUAGAGUUUCUGGAGGAAGGUGCUCUGCAAAGCCUACCUGUCCUUCAGCAGCUAAAUUUGGAUGGGAACAAAUUGAACUUUUCUUAUUUCUCUCUUCCUCUUGGGACAUUCCAAAACCUGACAUCUCUGACAACACUCCGUGUUAGCAGAAUGACGAUGCGGUUUACUUCAUUGACAUAUCCUGACACUACAUUUGCUGAUCUUCACCAUCUUGAGUCACUGGUCAUUGAUGGGGCUGGAGAACCUGUGUUUGGAUCUGGCUUUGCACAGAUGAAGAACCUGAGGAGUCUGAGUUUUGGAUCGGAUUGUGGCAUUAUUAGACGUUUGAGAAAUAACUCAUUUAUCAACUUUAGGAAAGCACCUGUCAGCAGCCUGUCAUUGUCAGCAUGUAGAGAUUUUGUAUCUAUAGAUGACAAUGCCUACCUUCCUUUUCCCAAUCUAAAAUGUCUAUUUGCGAGAGACACCAGACCCUUUGGACUGCAUCCGUCAUUGUUAAGCUUAAAAGGACUUAGUGGAAGGAAUAUGACCGAAAUAGACUUUUCAAAUGUCAAGAGGUAUGAUGUUACAAUUCAUGGUCUCAUGAAAAAUCAAACACUCGUGCUCACCUCUGAGAUGACACGUUACAUUGUAACCAUAUGUGUUGAGCGUCUGAUUCUUAGAGAAAAUAACAUAGUGGUAAUAGAAAGUAGUGCGUUAUUGCAGGAACCGUUUCAAAGCUGUUUAAAAUAUUUUGACAUCAGCCGCAAUGCUAUAACUGGCGAACCAACCUUGUUGUAUCAUCUGCCUGAAUUUGUUAACCUUGCUGUGCUGGAUGUGUCAAAGCAGUCAAAUCAACAGUAUGCUGGUGAUGUACAAGAUCGACAUUCCGAAGACCUCUUGAAAAUACCUUUCAGAGGAAAUUGGACAUUGUCUAUCCCUCCAUCUUUGGAGAAACUUUUAAUGAGUGGUUCAGGAGAACAUGGAAGAUCAUUUCAAGGAAUUGGGAUUUGUGUUCGUGGAGGUUCACACUUGACACAUGUAGAUAUUUCCUAUUCUGCUUUGAUAACGGGAAAAUGGCGUUUUUAUGGUUUAGAACAUGUAAAAUAUGUUGAUUUUACAGGCAAUUUCUUUCAAACGAUUCCGAUGACAUUUUUUCAAUCAAUUCCAAAAGUCAGGAUACUGUAUCUUAGACAUGUACACUUUGAUGUUGAUUUGAUAUCAAAUCAAAGCUCACGAACUCUAUUUAGCCCACUAAAAAGCAUUGUUUCUUUAGAUAUAUCAAUGAACUCUCUGUAUAGAAUGUAUACACAUAUGUUCGAGGAUCUUAAGACCUUAACAUAUUUGAACUUAAGUCAUAAUAAGUUUGAAGAUGUACCUAUUGAAUUGUCUGGAAUGUUGAGCAUCUCUCAUAUUGAUAUUUCAUUUAAUUCUAUCAGUUUUUUGAAGGCCAACGCAAGAACAAUGUUAGAUCAAAGGCUGAAUGAUUCCCAACCCAUUUCGCUUGACCUUCAUGGAAACAUCCUGUCUUGUGGAUGUGGAACCCUGGACUUUCUGACAUGGAUAAUUGACACAGAUGUCCAGUUUCGACACUUCGAUUCAUACAGCUGCCUCAACACUGAGGGUCAGCUCAUUAAACUUUCAAAUAUUACCAGUUCCUUUGGCAGACACUGGAGAUCUUGCUAUGGUAGAUUUUGGCUUGCCUUUUCAGUUUGUCUGAUGUGUGUACUGAUUUCUUGUCUUGUCGUUUGUCAGUUGGUGUUGAAAAACACCAUCUCUUUAAAAUACUGGAUAUUGAGGUUGAUAGGGUUUGAUCGUUUUGUGCCACGAAGACAAGAUUUUAAGUAUGACAUAUUUAUUUACUAUUCUGAACAUGAUGAUUAUCAGUGGGUGUGUACCACGUUUCUACAGAAGGUAGAGGUAGAGAAAGGUCUGCGACUUUGUAUUCCAGACAGGGACUUCGAUGUGGGCGUUUGUGCAGCUGAAGAAAUUAUUAAUUGUAUUCACAACAGCUGGAAGACUGUCCUAUAUGUAACCGAAACCUUUCUUCAGGACGAGAUGUGUUCCUUUACACUCUCAUCUGGGGUCUAUGCAUGCAACAAUAACAUGCCCAAGAGACUAAUACUUCUAUAUUCCGACACCAUCUUGCAUCACCCUCUGCCUCCAUUACUCACUCAGCUUCUGGAUGGAGAUAAUGUGUUUGUUCUGGAAGAGCUGGAAGAAAAAAGAGCCUGGCAACAGUUCUUUGAACUUGUUUUGAAGUGGAUCUGAACAUACGUUUUAGAUAUUUCUUCCUAUAUUGAGUAUGAUGUCUGAUAUGAGUAUUUUAAAAAAAAAGUGUUGGUGAGAUCGGAAUUAUUACCCACAAUGAAACAAUCGAAUGUCAAGGUGAAGGUCAUCUGUUCUAAAUGCCUUGUAUGACCCCAGGAGUGCCCAGAACUACCUGGCACCAUCAAUCCAUAGACUGACUGACUGACUGACUGAGUAUGGUUUUACGCCGCUUUUAGCAAUCUUCCAGCAAUAUCACA
Haliotis rubra (blacklip abalone) is the source of this 2872-nucleotide messenger RNA. RefSeq names its product toll-like receptor 4. NCBI's taxonomy places the organism in Eukaryota, Metazoa, Mollusca, Gastropoda, Lepetellida, Haliotidae. The record is from RefSeq and is a predicted model, not a curated record. Gene Ontology annotation, cellular component: membrane. The transcript has a single exon. Gene Ontology annotation, biological process: immune response; toll-like receptor signaling pathway. The coding region runs from base 87 to 2615 and encodes 842 amino acids. Gene Ontology annotation, molecular function: protein binding; transmembrane signaling receptor activity.